CUUACAGCGCGACAACUGUGUCUUGACUUGACUUGCCCAGGCAAUUUAUCAUUCAACCAACGCUUGUCGUUGAAUUCCUUUGCACAAGCUAGCUACGUGGAUCUCGACUAUACAAGCCCAAUAGUCAUCCGUCAAUAUGCCUAAGAAUAAGGGAAAGGGAGGAAAGAACCGAAGGAGAGGAAAGAAUGAGAACGACAACCUGAAGCGCGAGAUGCCUCGCGUGACCAUGGUCGACUCAGAGAACGAGCCCUGGAAUGAGUACGCCACCAUAGUUUCAGCCAAGGGCGGUGGUAGCUUCAAGGGCAUCUGCUACAUCCACAAACAGCACAUGGCCGACUUCAACGUGCCAACAAGCAGCGCUCCCGACAAGGAGGGCUUCUACGUCACUGAGAGGCAUCUUCAGAUCCGUGGAAAGCUCCGAAAGAAGCAAUGGGUGCAAGCCGGUGACUUGGUCCUUAUGCAGGUUUGGCCUAACGAGCGACACAAGGGCAGUAUCGUCGAGCGCUACCCAUCCGACGAGGCCAGAAAGAUCAAGGAAGAGCACGAACUGCCGAGCUACGUCAGGAUCAACGAGACGGAUGUUGGAGGAGAGAACAGGGACGACGACGACGGUUUCGAGUUCGCUGAGGUUGCAGGAGAGGACUCUGACGAGGAUUCAUCAGACGACGGCAAGGGACCGAUCGACAUUGAUGAUAUUUGAAAAUGUACACGGAACACAGGCUCAAGGAUUCGGAAGAAUGAUAGCUUCAUCACUCGCACAGACUCUGAGACAAGUGGAAAUUUGCACUCGAUUUUGGUUGCUGUGUUUUGCCUUGAAAAAAAAUCGGUAUCGGCUCAAUGCUAGGAACCGGGAGCAAGAGUGGAUGGGAAAAGUUACAAUUGAAUGAUAACAAUUCUUACCCACAUCGGCCACCACAAGCAAUCAAUAUUGUCUUGCCUCCAUUGUCAAAUUAAAGAUUGUAGAUAUAGUUAUUGGUGUAGUUGUUGCCUUGAUCUAUUUCUAGCUUGC
Pyricularia grisea is the source of this 1009-nucleotide messenger RNA. RefSeq lists its product as uncharacterized. The record is from RefSeq and is a predicted model, not a curated record. Gene Ontology annotation, biological process: translational initiation. Gene Ontology annotation, molecular function: RNA binding; translation initiation factor activity. The coding region runs from base 137 to 700 and encodes 187 amino acids. The transcript has 6 exons. NCBI's taxonomy places the organism in Eukaryota, Fungi, Ascomycota, Sordariomycetes, Magnaporthales, Pyriculariaceae. Gene Ontology annotation, cellular component: cytoplasm.